Messenger RNA from Ectocarpus sp. CCAP 1310/34, 3551 nucleotides. Lineage: Eukaryota; Phaeophyceae; Ectocarpales; Ectocarpaceae. The record is from the annotation of a GenBank genome assembly.
AUGAUGCCGGCCGAGUACCUGGUGUGCUUGGCGACGUUUUGCUCGAUCCAGGCCUGGGGCGUGGAGAAGGGCAUGGUCGCGGGGCUCGUGCUCGCCGCGCUCAGCUUCACCGUCACGUACGCGCAGGUUCCCACAGUAAUGACGGCGCGUGUGAAGGCCAGCACCGUAAUGCGGACGUUCGAGGAACGCGUGAUCCUCAAGGCCCACCAGGAGCAGACGGUGGUCCUCGAGCUACAGGGCUACAUCUUUUUCGGCUCCGCCGUCAAGAUUCUGUCAGACGUCAAGGAUCGCAUCGUGUGGGGCACCGACCCCCCCCCGACCCCCUACACCGGGGCUCCCGCCACCGGCCUCUACGGCAACGUCUACGACGACAGCAACCGUUCCACCAGAACUGUCGGGAACCCGCAGAAGCAGCUGCAGCAGCAGCAGUCAUACCUUGAAACAGCCGCGCUUUUCAAGCCCAGCGGCGAAGGGACCAUUGCUGCGAGUGCCAUGAACCCCCGCGGGGACAUCUUGAGUCCGGUGUUCAACAGAUCCGGAGCGGUCUACCGUUCAUCGUCGGCAACAGCGGCGGCGGCGGCGGCGGCGGCGGCGGCGGCGGCGGCGGCGGCGGCGGCGGCGGCCUCUUCGGUACUUCCCGGGUCGUCACCCCGGCGCUGGCGCAGCCCGCGAGAAGCGCGGAGUCAGUCGUUGCGGGAGCACACGUCGACAUCCUCACAGCAGCAGGGGGGGGGCUCGUCUCAAGGAAUAUCAUCACCCCUAGCUCAGUCGCUCGCGAGGACCAGGUCAGUCGGGGGAACGACGACGACGACGAGCACCGGGAUCCCUGGGGCCGGCGGCGGCCGGGGUCGACCCUUCCACAGAGCCGGCGGCCUGCUGCCAGGCGCGAGCGAGCAGCAGGAGACUGAGAAGCAGCAGCCGGCUGUGCUCGCAAAUGGCAGCAGCAGACAUGACGGUGGUAGCGGUGGGGCUAACUUCUCGGUCCCCACGAGAGAGACGACUGGCUAUGGGGCGAUGGAGGAAGGCGGGGCCGGCGGAGACGGGGGCGUAGGUAGCAGUGGCGGCGGAGCGACGGGUGUGCGCGUGCGACACUCGCGCGGGGCCAGCCUUGGGGAGGAACAGGGGGUCGGAGAGGGUGCCGUGCAGGCGUACAUGUCGCUCUGGGCAAACGGCGGCGGGUCGUUUGCCGACAGCCCAGGCCUUACCGGCAUGACGGGCGGCGGCGACAGCAGCCCCGGGUUCUCCGGCCGCAUGGCCCGAUCUUGCUCGGUGGCGUCUCUCCUACCGGCCUCCGAAGAGCGAACCCGACGCGUCAUCUUGGACUUCUCCAACGUCGUUGGCGUUGAUGCCACGGCGGCGCGGUCGUGCUUCUUGAUGCUCAAGAUCGUGCUUAGGACCAGCGGGGUCGACGUGGUGUUCUCGGGCGCCACCCGUGAGGUUCAGGCGCUCCUUCGCUCCCACGGGGUAAUCACUGACGACGACCCGGUGUUCAACAGCCUCGACACUGCACUGGAGUGGUCCGAGGAGAUGAUGCUGGACGAGCGGAGGGAAGAGACGCUUCUUCGCGGCGGGGGGGGCACGGCUUCCCCGUCCGUCGGCGGCUCCCUCCUCCGACAACAACAGCAGCAGGCGUGUUUGGCGGGGACGGCUCCCCCCCCCCUCGCCCUGACGACCCAGGCCCAAGGCCGACACACUACGGAAGAACCAGCGGGAGGUGGAGGGGGAUUGCCGCUGGCCGGGAGCGAGAACGAGAAAGGGGAGGGGGAAGAGGGUCGCCCCGCCACCGCCGUGCCGUCGCCGGAGGCAGAGGCGGCCGUGUUUCUCGGGGACCACGAGGACUACUACCUCCGCGCCGGAACUCUUCGGAGGCAGAGCUCGUUUCGCACCCAGAUCUCCGACCGAGCCUUGGACAACCCUCUCGUUGUCGGAGAUGUUGGAUCUUUGCAGUCUAUCCUGGAGGACUACCUGGAAGUUGACCGUUACCAGGCCCCGGAAGGCGUCCGCAGCGUGCUUGGGGAGGCCAAAUCUUUCUUCCGGCAGGAGCACGUGGCGGCUGGAGCUGUGCUAGCUGACAACGGCAACCCUUCCUCUGCUUCCUCCUCGGCCGAGAAGGUUUACUUCAUCGGGUCCGGCAGCGUGGAACUGCAGAUCCCCGGAAAGUACGGCCCCAGACGCCUCCAAAAGGUUUGCGCUGGAGGCACCUUCGGCGAGGUGGGUUUUUUCCUCAGGACACCGCAGGCGUUUCGCGCCGUCGCCAGGGAGCCGUGCCACCUGCACACCCUCGACAGGGCGGGCAUGGCGGCGAUGCAGCACCAAAACCCGGGGCUUUGCAUACUGGUCCAGAAGGCUGUGAUGAAGUCAAUCUGCCUAGCGGCGUCGCUCUCCAUCGAGUCGGCGCACCUCGGACCGGUGGACGAUGACCGAUCGGUGAGGCUCGGCAGGAUUGAGGAGGAGCGCUAGAGCUGUCGAACAAAAUGACGACACAGAAUCCAAUAAUGCGGACGGGUUGUUAUCAUAGGGAUGCGGACAAGGGGAGGGAGCUGCUUGCCAGGAGGAGUAAGGAAGAGCCGCCGCCCGCGGCAGACUAGAAAGUGGAGCAGUGGGCACGAGCAUUUGUUCGUUCGGGCAUCGGCAGCCGCUCUCCCUUCGCGUAGUAGGGUUAACUGGACGACCGGCUUCGUGUUUGUUUCAUGAGUUAACCGCACAAGCGUCAAAUAUCCCGGAAUGAAUUUAUCGUGUUCGCGCCAACACAGAAGGGGAAGCUAGAGUGCACGUGUGCGCACUGGUAGAUCAGGGCGUCACGCUUCUAUUCGAAUAUAAACAUGUGUGUGGGCGUCUGACGCCCGUCUCCGAGUAGAGCAAUACGGGUUAGAAUUACUACUUAGAAGGAAGGGUUGGCCUGUGGUUGCCAAAUUGCCGGAGAGGGAGAAGCAGGAUGACCUUUUAUGAAAACACCACCGCAACAGGCAUAGGUUCAGAAGGCUCCGCCACGUAUUGUUUCCCGAGGCUCGUUUCGUGGUACUUUAGUGUGGGUCAACCCAUUAUUGACUACGGAGUGCAGUACUACAUUACUACAUUUCAACAUUGAGUUUUAGAGAAGGAUUCAAAGAAGCACCUGGCGUUAGUCUUAUCAUAACACAGACGGCCGUUUCCAGGUUUUCCUUCGCGUUGUAGUGCUACAGACUAUUUGGGCCUCAUUGCGUUCGCUAAGGUUUAAUUUGGAGGGCACACGGCAGAUCAAGAAAAAAAGGGAACGUCAGGGUUCAUACAAUGCGGGACGAAGUCACCGAACCACAGUCAGGUGUGAGAGCAAACGGCGUCGCAGUCGCUCUUAUGGUGGCGCUAUUAUCGUGCCAUGCGACGUUGCCUGACUCCUCACCGCUGGUUUCGUACCGUCGUGGGAAAGCAGUGAGAGUGCUAAAGUAUAGCGCUGCUCUCCUCGGGCUCAGCGAAGUGGUUGCGAAGUCGGGGCGAACCCCUCAGGAGUACGCGUUGAACUCGUUGCGGAUUGGAGGUGCGACGGCUCUAGCAUCAGGCGGAGAUAUCGCGGA